AUCAAAUGUUCUUGUAUUCAAUGACAGAAAUGGGGGAGCGGAACAAAUGUUUUAGCCGAACUUUUGUGGUUUUUGCCUGCUUAUUAUGCCUAAAUUAGGGCGCUGUUGUUGAACGGACAGCCAAAACAACGUUCACUGCUAGAUCGAAAAUGAUAUCGAAAAAAUCGGGUCCUCCAAGACCACCUUUACCAACGCGAAUGAAGAAGGUCGAAGCGACGGGACAACAACAGGAUGAAACUCCAAAAAGUUUGGGCCUUUUUUCAAUCCGGUAUUGCCGCGACGAUGCGAAUGAAUCCGACGAGGAGAUUUCUAUAGUUCGCAAGGAGAAUUCGCCAGAUGUUCAGUCUGAGGCGAGCGGAGAGGACAAAAGUGAAGACUCUCAAAACGCGGAAAAGGAUGAUGCGACUUCGCCCAGCGCUGGGACAAGCUCGAUUUUGUCCGCGCUUAAUAAUAGCCUCACGUUUCUUCCUAAAUCCCCAAGUUUAAACAACGGCAGCGAAGCGUUAAGUUCUGAAGAGCAGACACAACAAGAUCCGAGUGAAAACACCAUGGGGGAGAUUGUUUUUAAGACGUCACAUUUUGAACAAGAAUCAGAAACAAGUCCGGAAGUUUACGAGUCGAAUGGAGGUCGUCUUUCGACCAGUCCACCUGUACCGAGACGCAAAGACAACUUGGUUGUACACUCUGCGAUGACUCUCAGUUCGCUUUUGAAAAAAGAGGUCGAGCAUAGGACGCCAUUUGGCAAAGCAAAUGGCCAAGAAGGAAGUUAUGCCAAAACAAAAGGCUUCCUGGCCUCUGCUUUGGUUGACAGCUCACGGUUACUAAUGCCAAUUGGCUUGGGGGAUUUUAAUUCCGAGGUCGGCACACCAGUUAAGCAGGAAGAGCCGGUAUUAACAUACACCGAAAUACCGUUGUACAACAUGCUUAUUGUGUCGGUGGUUGUAUUUUUGUAUUUCAUGUUGCCAUCCUCAUCGUUCAUGAACGGUUUCAUGUUCGGAGGGAUUUUGACUUUCUUUUUGGUGUUUGCGUUAAUGUGGUUGCUCACGCCAGAGAUGAGCGAUGAAGAGAGAUACAAGAGGGACGUCCUGGAACACGAACGCGAGAUGAAAACAUUGCAAAAGACAAUGCCAAGUGAAUUUCUUCAACCAUGGCAACUAAAUCAGCAACACGAUUUAGAGGUAAGAGUACAAACACAGAAUAGAUACCACACAGAAGUCUGACUUCUUUUCGCCAUCUAUGAUUUUGAAGUUGCAAUAUCGUCAUGUUCCUAGCCACUUAGGAGAGGCAUUCACACCCCCCCCCCCGAACAUUUUCAAAAUGGUCGACGUUUAAGGAGUGAAUGCCUCAGGGGAGUGAAUGCCUCAGGGGUGUGAAUGCAACACUAGGAACAUGGUAAAUGGAUUUUGAUAAUGAAUCGUGACAUGGCAGCUACACAUUUUUGGCCGAGUCGGACUUCUGUUUGAUUUCUAUUCUUUGAUACAUUAUAUUUGAUUUAUGUUUGGUUUUAAAGUUAUUUGCUGGGCUCUGCUCUUUAUCUUUAAACUUCUUUGAUACAACUGCAGUUUAGUGGACUCGAGUGUGUUGUACAAUUUGCUUGUAAAGUACGCAUUUUGGCAAGAAAUAAUCCUAACCCAACCCUUAUUAUUUCAAUUUUUCAACAUCAUCACUUUGCAGUUGCAUUUUCACAACAAAACUUGCACUAUGUGAGCCCACAGUCUGUAUCAUUACUGUCAGUGACACACAGUGUCAUAUUUUUUAUGUCUGCUAGGGAUGGUUCUUCAAAACAUCACACUACAAUGCACUGGAACCUGUCGACUUCAAUGACAUGGACCAAAUACGACCAGUCUAUGUCAGUCUUUCCGCACACACAAUGACAUUUUAUACACCAAGACAAGAUGAUUUACCUAAAAUCAAACGAAGCAGUAUGCUGGCGAAAAAUGACAGUAUAAAAUUCAGUGAAUCGAAAGAAUAUGACCUCCGUUAUGGCGGUGAGAUCGAACUAGUGCCUGAAACAUUGACUUUGAAAAGACUUUGGGCUAAGAAAUAUCCUAUAUGUUUGAAACUUUUCGAGAAACCAACUGCAGAGAGGACUGUUGGGGAUUCAGAAGGAUCUGGGGAUACAUUUGUUGUUCCUUCAGUCACAGAGGAAAUGUACCUGUUUAGCCCUACAGGUCGCGGUAAAGAGGAAUGGUACGUAGUCUCUGAUCUAAUAUAAAACUGGAUUAAGACUGGUGGCUGCCUGGUGACUGCCCUUAAAACUUGCUUUCCACAAAUUAAUUUGCCUAAAUUUCAGUCCGUAAGGCAUGGUCAAAUGAGAACCAAGAGUUGCAUGAGAGUUGAUGAGAGUUGAGAAGCGAGAGUUGAAUGUUUUCUCAACUCUCAUCCCCCGUCAAACAAGAACAAGAGUUGCAUGAUAGUUGAGAAGUGGGAGUUUGCAUGAGAGUUUUCUCAACUUUCAUGCCCUGGUCAAAUGAGAACAAAAGUUGCAUGAGAGUCGAGAAACGAAAGUUUUCUCAACUCUCAUGUCCCUGUCAAACAAGAACAAUAGUUGCAUGAGAGUUGAGAAGUGAGAGUUUGCAUGAGAGUUUUCUCAACUUUCAUGUCCCGGUCAAAUGAGAACAAAAGUUGCAUGAGAGUUGAGAAACGAGAGUUUGCAUGAGAGUUUUCUCAGCAUGAGAGUUUUCUCAACUCUCAUGUCCCAGUCAAAUGAGAACAAAAGUUGCAUGAGAGUUGAGAAAAUGAGAGUUUGCAUGAGAGUUUUUUCAACUCUCAUGUCCCAGUCAAACAAGAACAAUAGUUGCAUGAGAGUUGAUGAGAGUUGAGAAGCAAGAGUUUGUUGUGAGAGUUUUUUCAACUCUUAUGCCCUGGUCAAACAAGAAUAAGAGUUGCAUGAGAGUUGACUGGAUGUUACUGUGCGUGUGAUUGGAAAGUCUCAUCAACUCUAAUCAAAAUUAAAAUUUGAACCAAUUCAAAGUUGAUGAGAGUUGACGAAUGUUGGCGUUCAAACGCGAGUGAGAGUAGUAACUCUCAUCCAACUCUUAUCCUCAUUCGACACGCAGGACUCUGUACCUGUGCUCUUUACGAGUGUUCACUGUGAAUUUUUCUUAGGUAUUACCGCAUUGAAAAAGUACUGAAGCCUCGGACGCAUGUGAACGACAUUGAGAGUAUCUUUAAUACUCAAGCCAGCUUCCCUCACUACAUGGGACAGCUGAUAGGCAAUGACAAGGAGCCCACAUCACAGGCGCAGCUGACGUGGGUGAAUGCGUUGCUAGGGCGACUGUUCUGGGAUGUGUGGAAGAGCAAAUAUUGGAAUGACAAGGUCAAGAACCGGAUACAGAAUAAAAUAUCCCGGAUGAAACUACCACCUUUCAUUCGUUAUCUCAAGGUACGCUAAAAAAAUUCGCCAAAUGAAUGCAAAUCAAGGUGGAUGCAACAAAUCCACAAACGAGUUUUCACUCAUGUUACGUGUUUUUGAAAUAGUGUUUCUACAUUUACGUUUUACAAGACUGCUUAAUUGUAUUUCCAGGUGACAGAAAUGAAAUUAGGCCAUGCCCUACCCACAAUCCAACGUGCUCACAACCUACAUCAAGACAACCGAGGGAUCUGGGUGGACUUGGAGGUGGAUUACGAAGGCGGAAUCAUGUUGACGAUUGAAACUAUGGUCAACUUGGAGUAUUACUUGAAACAGCUGACGGACCAAGGAAAAAGCGAUGGCGACGAGGUCAUACUUAAAUUUAGCCGUGAGGAUAGCACCUAUAGUGACGCCAGCAGCGCUGAAAGUGACGUAGAAGAAGGAUGGGACGAUGCUCCGAUGACGUUCGCCGACGGUCGUAGCCCGAGCGUCUCGAGUGACGAGUCAGCAAGUGGCGGAGAGAACCCGAACUCGGAUGCUGAAACUGACGGUGAACGAAGGUGGGCGACCUUUAUACCAGUUAUCAUGUUUGAAAUGAAACAAGACAGCAACCACUGACAAAAUGUACACGUAGUCACGUACUACACGGGUAAAAAUUGAUCAUGUUGUUCGGCGUUGUUCAAAACAGGAGCGAACAAUGUUGUGCUGCACUCCGUGAACAAUAUUGUUAACAAGUUGUUGAACCAUCAGUAUUGUUGCAACUUGUUGACAUGAUUGUCAACAAUUUGCAACAAUACUGAUGGUUCAACAACUUGUUGACAAUAUUGUUCACAGGGUGCAGCACAACAUUGUUCACUCCUGUUUUGAACAACUUGCAUCAACAUGAUGAUUUUUACGCGUGUAGUAGGCCUACGAAUAUUUUAACGUACUUGUAAAAUGAAUUUGUUUACACAACACCAACAGGCAACACAGCAAUCAUGAUUAUUAGAUUACAUUGAUAUCGAUGGAACUAGACUCUGAAAUAUCACAUACUCGAACCGACCUGACCGCGCAGAGCAUUGGGCUAGUAUUCCAAAGGUCGUAGGUUCGAUUCCCACCGUGACCAAGCAUAUUUUUCAAGCUUGCCCGGUGUGGAUACGCACUCAGAGUAGCAUCACAAACAUCAUGAAUUUGUUUGUUAACUUUAUUAAUAUUCACUGCCCAUGGGGACAUUCUCACACUUCAUUAGCAUGCAUUUAAAAUCUGAAUUAGUAUUGAUAACUUUCAUAAACAUCCCUGCUUCUGAAUUAAUAUUCAUAACUUUCAUAAACAUCCCUUUAGAGGGGAUGUUUACAUCACUUUCUGAUCUUUAAUGCGGUUUACAAGUGUGCACAUGUGACCUAAAUACCGCGUCGUGAUUUGUUUGUGGCCUUAUUAACUAUUCAUGAAUUUUACAAGCAAAAAUAAAACAAUUUCUUAUCAAGACGCAAACAUAACAAUGCAAUAACAAGCCAAUAAGUUCAUAAGAAAGUUGUUAGUCCUUAGCAAUCAAAUGUGCAAUAUCUCAAUGUGAUUGUUUUCCAGAUGAGUGUGUAAUCAUGAGACUUUGGUUAGCUGUUCUUAAUGCUUUCCCCACAUUAUCAUGGAUUCUAUUAAAGUUAAAACACAGUUGCAACACUCAUCAAACAUUUAUUUUGUUGAACUAGAGCUUAAAAUGUCCCCUGUAACAAUGCGUGACUGCAAACUCACGUCAUCGUUUGACCGAGGCUUCAAACUCAGCUGCAUUUGUUUAGGUCAAUGACAUCAAGUACCUCUCCAUCAUCAGAACAGGAGAACCAGGGCUGGGCAGGCAAGGUGAAGAAUCCAAAAGGCAAGAAGAUUUUGAACAUGCUUGAGAAAGUGGCGAAGUCGAAAUGGGUGCAGAAAGCAGCGGAAACUAAGGUUGUCCAAAGAGCGGUCGAGAAAUUCUCAAAUCUCCCCAUAGAGUUGGGUGUUGAGGUCGUCAGACUGCGUGGCACCUUAGCAGCGAAUAUACCACCUCCCCCUUCCAACAGAUUAUGGUAAGAUGCCCAUGUUAUCCCUAUUUGAUGUUGUGGAUCAUCUCUCUUAGUGAAAACUAAAAUAACUUUACAUUGGAUAGCUCUAUUAGUUCUAAAUUGUUCUCCUUAGAGGUCCAGUCAAGAUCAUCUCUUACUGAUCCAGUGUCACUACAGGAGGAAACCUAAACUAACUUUAUUUAUACUGGAUAGCUCUAUCAGUUCUAAACUGUUCUCCCUAGAGGUCCAGUCAGGUUCAUCUCUUAUUGAUCCAGUGUUAUUACAGGAGGAAACCUAAACGAACUUUAUUUAUACAGGACAGGUCUAUCAGUUCUAAACUGUUCUCUCUAAAGGUCCAGUAAGGAUCAUCUCUUAUUGAUCCGGUGUUACUACAGGAGGAAAGCUAAACUAGAUUUAUUUAUACUGGAUAGCUCUAUCAGUUCUAAACCGAUCUCCUUAGAGGUCCAAUAAAGGCCAUUCCGUAUUGGUUCAAUGCUACUUGUUUUUUGUUUAUAGGUUUGGUUUCCAUAGCAAUCCGUUAUUAAGUCUGAUAGCAAGGCCGAAACUUGGAGAACGUAAUGUCCGGCUUACUCACGUGACUGAGUGGAUUGAAUACAAACUAAAACAAGAAUUCAAGGUAACAUUGAUUUGCACCUCAAAUUUAAAAUAUCCAAUACCCCCUCCCCAACACACACACACGCGUAUCUGCCAUUGUACAAGCGAUUAAACUAAUUACUUGUCGGGUUUUGUUAUAUUUCCAGUCAAUGUUUGUUCUACCCAAUAUGGAAGACCUGACGAUACGAAUCAUGGACAGCGGUCUUGAAGAAAAGUUUCCUGCUUCGUAAUGUAAACUUAGAACGAAACCGACACGUUUAGCUAAACCACAGUAGCCUGGGAACAGGCUCUUUGAAUUGAAUUAGAGCCUGUUCGCAGGCUAAAUAUAACAUGUGAACUCGAAAAGACCCGAGUCUAGACGAAGGGCCUUCGCUCGAAACGUCGAAAUUCUCCUUAUAUUUUAAGGUAGUUGCAUCCCUACCACCGAAAGCUUUAACAGAACUUCGACGUUUCUAGGUAAGGCCCUUCGUCAGGACGUUGAGCCAGAUUUCAACUUCAACCGUACCGAAACGUACUGGUGAGCAUGCGUAGAUUGAAAAGAGGUUGAUAAAUCCACGUACUUCCGGGUGUAUUCGCGUAUCAAAGUGAAACGUUUGUCGCAAUUCAACUUUUUGGCGUACUAUUAAGUAUUAACCAAUCAACAUUCAAAAUUUUGAAAUUUAAAAAUCGGUGCAGUACGCUUCAAGUGGAAAACUGGUAUUAUUUAGUAGCUUCCCACGACGAAGUGCCUUGAAACAUCGAAAGUUUUGCUUAUCUUUUCAAGCAGUUGGAUCUCCCUCGCAGCUGUCUAAAUAGCAAACUUACUCUUCAGUAGCUCAUCCAAGACUUAGGGUUAAUCCAGCUUAGAACAACGUCCUUUUGAGUUCAGUGGUAUACGCAGAGAAAUUAAUUGUAAAUCUAAUAAAUAAAACUCAUGCUAAAUAUGGGAAUUUUGAGUUGAAAUUAUAGUUCGCAAAAUUGUACAGAGUAAAAAUUGAGAAUAUGAUUCUAACUUUUUUCAAAUGCUCUUAAAUGGUAUAUUAGGACGGUAUUGCAUAAGAGAUAGCUUCAUUUUAUUUUAUUUUAUGAAUAACGAGAGAUUAUAUUAAAUAAAGAUUAAAGUAUAGAUACUAAAAAUUAUAGAUUAAUAAAUGAUGGUAUAAGUUUAAAU
Messenger RNA from Paramuricea clavata, 7132 nucleotides. NCBI's taxonomy places the organism in Eukaryota, Metazoa, Cnidaria, Anthozoa, Malacalcyonacea, Plexauridae. The record is from the annotation of a GenBank genome assembly.